This is a messenger RNA of Penicillium oxalicum, 717 nucleotides long. RefSeq lists its product as uncharacterized. The coding region runs from base 1 to 717 and encodes 238 amino acids. The transcript has 3 exons. The record is from RefSeq and is a predicted model, not a curated record. Lineage: Eukaryota; Fungi; Ascomycota; Eurotiomycetes; Eurotiales; Aspergillaceae.
AUGCCAAAACCGGGCAACAGAGAGCAGAAGGGGGGGGGGGGGGAUGAUGAAGUUUGUCCAAACGCCGCGUCGGGUCAGCCGAAGCGAUUGGGCGGACGUCACUUCCAGCGGCUGGGUGGAACUGCACCUUUUGGGACGGGCGCCCGUCACGAAGAGGAACGAAAAGAGGGAAAAGGACACGUCGAGAGAAAAGACACGCUACUGGCUACGGAGAGGGUCUCCUCGAACGACAACGCAACGGGGGAGGGGGGAGAGUUGACCGUUUCACGCCUCUAUCGAAUAAGCUUUGCGAGCGCCGCCACCAAUUGGCGGGAAAGUCGGGGACCUGGACUGGCAGGAUGGUCGAUGAACCCCAACGGCCGCGGAGGACGGGAGAACAUCAAUGGGAUCACCCUGACAGACUACAGCCCGGACCAGUGGAAAGCCUUGGAAGGCUACCGAGAGCACGAAACAUCUCGUGCAUCCCUCGAGACUCGACCGAUCGGGGUGACGGACAGACGCAUAUCUGAGUUGCAAUGUGAGAUUGAUAUCCUCGCUGUUUCAAAUGCAACCACCACGGUCAGCAGGGAAGUAUCGUUGUACCUCACGUGGCUACUAUUAGGCACCAAGGCUGUCACUCCACCACACACGCACAAGAACUGCAGUACUGCACUCUCAUCUAUUCGAGCAGAGGGGGGUGAUACAGUCCCCGGCGAGGUCCAGUCACGCGAAUUAUAG